AUGACCUCUAUAAACCAUGACUAUAACUUGUGCCCUGUCACCCUUCUCUUCCCCUCUUCCACCUCUUGCCACUGCCCUGACCAUGUGCCGCUCAGGGAGCUUGGCAAGAAAUUUGAUGAAAAUAAAAUGUGCGAAAUUACCUUAAAUAACAACCCUACUAACAUCCUUAAUAACCUUUGUACUGGCCUCAAAACCUUCCUCGGCUUCAACCCUGACUCCAAAGGCUACGACGGCAAGGGUAUUGUGUACUCCGACCUGGACAGGCUGUGUGACGGGGUGAUGGGAUUUUUGUAUCAGGUGCUUAAGGAUGUCAGCGAGAAACAGCCUUACGAAACAGGUAAGGAAUACUUAAAUACAUUAGUUAGUAGCACUUUAAAAUCAAAUUUGAACUCAGGUCACGAUGGUUUUUGCAAGGCGUUUCCCAUGGUGACUGUCAACGUCAACCGGUACAACCAGGCAGUUAAGUCGUCGAAUGAGAACAUAAAGAAAAAGAUGGAAAAGCUUCAGACUGAGAUGAAAUUGUUCACUAAAGGCGCAUUAAAAGGCAUUUUGCCGAAGGCAGAUGAAAAUGAUUUUCAUAAGGUUGUGCAGGCUGUGGAUGCUGUCAACAGGGAGUUGGACAGCUGCAAAAAUUACGCCAAAGUUUUCACUGACGCUUUAAACAUAGACGACAAGAGUGUAACUGACGCAGUCGAUGAACUCCAUUCUCCUUUAUCGGUAAGAGUCAAGGAUGCGUUGCGGACCGUCAAGCAGGAAAGUGAGCGACUGGGCAAGUUGUCGGAGAGACAGCAGAGUGAGCUAAGGGAGACGGAUGAAAAAAUAAAAAAGACUUUGGGUGAUCUAAGAGUAAGCGUUGAUUGCAAAAUAGGCGACGAUGUGAAAGAGUUUGUCCGCAAUUUGAGAAUGAAAGUUCAGCCCAUUAAGAAGCAUUUAGAUGACAUUACGACUGAGCUUUCUCAAUACGUUAUCGAGUUGCAGACGUGGAUAAAUGAGACAAAAAAGUAUAUUAACGAAAUCAGAGAUACGGACGUUAAGAGAAUCGUUAACGAGACCACGGACAGUCUUACUGGCAAAACAAAUUUGAUUGCCGACAAGGCGACGGAGUUGUUGAAGUGGAGGGAAAGGCUGAACACUCAGAUUGCAGUGGUUAAAAGUGCGGUCAAAGAAAAAGUCGUGGAAGUUCAGGGCGCAAUUGCGUCGCUCGGAAGGCAGUUUACUGACGGUGGCGCCGAUGUGCCGAAUACUAUUGAAAAGAUAAUGACGCAUCUCGAAGAUAAGAUGGGUACAAUCGAGGGGUACGUUGGUGAAUCCAAAUUGGGUGCUAUCCGCGGUAGCGAUAUAAGUAUACAGCAAAAUUGGGAUGCACUGAAGGACAAAAUAACGAGGCUCGUUGGGGAUAUAUAUGAAGAAUCAUCCACAGGAAAAAUGAAUUAUCUUGGCAAAGUAGAUAAGGGACUGAAGGCGUACGCGGCAUUGUUUAAUGACGCGAAAGGAGCAAAUGUGUUAGAAAAAACGGUUGGUGGAUGGGUGGCUGAGAUAGUCAAAAGUGAAGCAGUGAAGGGGUUACUUAAAGAGUAUGUGAGACAGAACGAAGAAUACCGUUAUUUCACAGGUAGUCUGAGUGUAAGAGGCACUGAUGCUAUGCGUGACUGUGUCAUUCCAAUUCUUAAGGAGCAAAUAACGGAGCACCUCAAAGACAUACAGCCCGAAACAAGCUACUACUCCAUUCCAUCUACUGUGGAAGACAAGUUAUCAUAUGUUAAAAAAUAUCUCACUAGGCUCUCCGAAGAAGUAAUGGGUAAGCAAGGCGACGUAGUUUCGCAGGUCUCCGAAUCUGUGAAACUCCAGAGGGAAUUAGUACCUUAUAAUGGUGGUGGUACUUAUAAGCCAUACUUUCUCACCUUCGCUGUACAUGCCGCUCUGUCUGCUCUGAAACACACGGCAGAAAGACUUGCUGAGCAGCUCGAAUCAUUCGCCACCAAAGAUACAAACCUCGGCACAAAUUUGCCAGCAGCUAUUAAGCAGGUCGAACUUAUUGGCCAACAAUUCGACGGCAAGACGCAGAAGACAUUUGGCGCAUCAAUCACAAAGGCGCUUGAAGAUGUGCGUAGAGAAAUUAAGAAACUAAACGGUCAGUUUGAACAGGCGCUACAAAAUGGCACAACUGACAGCACGACAAUCGCCGCUUACGUUGACAAAUAUGUCGAGGCCAUCGAUACAUACGCGAAUUCUAUCGACCUCGGCUACAUUGAAACCGGUCUGAGCAACCUGUCUUCCGGUAUUCAAUCCAAUCUCAAAGCACUAAGCGACGCAGUCAAAGAAACAACUAACAUUGUUAACGCCAAGCUGGAAAAUUUCAUAGACCUGAGAAUCGGCAAACCCGUAAUACGCGGCGAAGCUAACGCAGAUACCCUCCAAGCGAUUUAUGACAAGCUCGACAAACUGCAAAACGGUCCGGUGUCGGAAGCCGUGAAACUCACCAACGCCUUGCUCGAUCAAUACUUAGCCGCUGCCGAAAAGCACUACACUAAGCAACUCACAGAAUACGUUGACUUUCAAGUCAAGGAUGCAACUAAGCAACUGACGACCUACGUCCACAAGCAGUACAUUGACACCGUCAAGCUGCAACUCGAGCAGUUCUCCGACAGGGUAACCGCGCAACUCAACGGUCUGCCCGGUGACAUUUCACGUGACUUGACCGUCGGUUUCAAGGGUUUCAUGACGGCAUUUGAGAAAAAUUUCAUCACGGACAGUAGAUCAAUCUCGGGCAUCAGACACGUUAAUCCGAAGCUAACACCUCGAAUAGAGUCUCCACUGAGCAAGGCAGCCGACAUGGUGAACUACUCGUUCGGCUCUUUCUUCGUUCACCUGGAAAAUCAAGAAGACUUCAAGCGCGAUUUUUCCAAGCUUCAGGCAUUCAAAAAGUCGCUGACCAAAUUGCUUUCCGGUCUACUCAAAUCACUGCACUUCGACCACACAUUCAGCACCAAUCUAGACGCCCUCAAUAAUGCCGUCACUUCCUUCAAGCCCGCUACCUACGGCGAUGCCAAGUGCCCCUCACUCCUCAAUGCUCUUAAAGCAGGCUUCACCCCUCUCGUCGAGGAGCUCAAAAAGGCAUACGUUUCAACGUACUCUUUGAGGACCAUCGAAUGGGAGAAACUCACCGAGGCGGAAAAUAGAAACUACGCCAAAAUCUGUUGGACCAUCACGCCCAUCUUAUACGACGCUCUAACUGAACUCAAGAAUAGACUCGAAUAUGAGAACUGGAAUGAUUACCAAAUCUAUCACCGAACUGACAUCACCUCCAGCCUCCACGCUCUCUUCUUCCGGGACAACGGGUAUGACGUCCAUCGUCCUGAGAACGCCGAGCAUGGCGAACUGAAUCACAGACAAGACUUUAAUGGUAGCAGCAUUCUCAAACACCUAACCAAUGAAACGCAUAAUUUGUUCAGUCAACGGUCAUCUCCCGUCACCGGCAUUGCUCCAUCGGCAUCCGGGUCAGAUGCGCUUGAUGUAACCAUCGCUGAGGAAAGCGGUCUCGUCCAAAAACUCUAUGAUUUCCUGCAGACGUACUUCCGUGUAUGCCACCUUACUCGUAUUGAGAAACCCCGGGCUCCUUGCUCCGUUUACGAAAUUCUCGUCUGGUGCUGCGGCCUGCAGUUCAACCCCGUGUACGAGAAGCUCAAGGCGCACAUUGAAUCUGAGUUCAUGAAGGAGGACAAGCAAAGGCCUGGUACUAAAACGCUGCAGCCUUUUGAAGCGCACCCAUCUCCCUUCCAACACACGCAUAUCGACGAAGCGCUCUACAAGGUCUCAUCUGACUCCCACGCCGUCCUCACCGCUAUCCUAGGCCACGGUCACAAGGACGGAAUUUACGCCUGUGAGUUCUCCAACAACUCGAUGAAGUUAGACUACCCUAGCAAUUUGAUUCAACUGCUGUGUACGUUGUUCGACCUGCUCAAGCGCCUCUACCACCAGCUGUACUUCCUGCUGCAGCAGUGUCGGCACAAUGCUCAGCUAAGCGGCUGGAGGGAGUGCCACUACGGCAGGUACAUUGGUGGCUCAGGCUGGCAGUGCAACACAAAGCAAUGCCCUAAGCAAGACUGCGACCAAAGGCACGACCAAAGUGGCAGCCAAACGAGUGGGCAAUAUCCCAACUGCGGCGUCAAGUCGCCACUGCAAUCGUUCUUGGAGGACGGUUUGAAAGGCCACCUGCCGCAUUCGGUAGCAGCUAGGGGAUCCAGUCUGUCAUGUGGCACGUGUGGCAAUACAGCUGGUAUGCCGUGCAGAACUCCGAUGGGUUUCGCUGACAUCGGUGCCAUCGCGUCACAUACGAUGAUUGGCCGGAAUAUAUGCGAGGUGCUUUACUAUUUCUGUGGCCGUCAUAACUCCCCUCUCACUAGACUGUGCGGUUACCUCAACUGCCUGCUACCCAGUGCGCCGAAAACGCUGGCGGACAUGUUCAGCUUCUACCAUCAUCUCACCGAUCGCUGGGGUAUGCAUGGCAAUGAGCAUAAGAAAGAAGCAUUUGAAGAGAAAGUUAACGCUGCCAAUUUCGGGCGCAGUUAUGGUGAGUUCAAAGUCUACCACUUAUUUACCCCUAGUCACUCAGCAUUGAAGAAGGGCCACUCCGAUGGUAGCCUGGGCAGUCUCGUAUGCUUAUCAAGGGACUCCGUCGUAUGCGGUCCUUAUCUGCGUCCCAUCAGUCACGCCAUCUACGAGACGUUCUCGUCAGAACACGCCGAUAAGUACUUGUCGUGGAUAGUUUAUCUGACGGCAUCGUUCUACGAUCUGCUGAAGAAAUUGUAUGACGAGUGCAAUUCCAAAUGCGGUUCCAGGGGAUCGAAUUGCCACGUAAAAGCGUGCAUCAAAGAAUGUAGAACUACAUCCACCACGUAUCAACCGCCACGAUAUCACGAUCGCAACUGCAAAUCCAUUGUAAGCUGCAAUAACACGCUGCCUACAUUGGCUAAGUACGGCUUCGUUUUCGGCGAUCCAGAGAGGCUGAACGGAAGUGCAGGCAUUGAGAAGAAACGCACGUGCAGAGAUUUCUGUACAGUAUUUGCGGAGGCAUUUGAGAAGGACUCACAUCUUGUGAAGUUCUUCAAAGCCAUUGAUAAGUUCAUGUUUACCAUCCGCGCACCUUUCUUGUGGAUGAACGUGGCGCUCUGGUCGCUGUCCCUCUUCUACCUCAUCUGCGUCAUGGUUGGCAGACUGGAUGUGCUCCACAUCAAAUCACACUUACGAUCACCGUCGUCGCACAAGAUAACGGCGCAAUCAUUGUUGGCGGCAUCGCAAGUCGGAAGGCUUGCCAAGAUAUCGUACCUGCAGCCGUAA
Babesia bigemina is the source of this 5337-nucleotide messenger RNA. RefSeq lists its product as hypothetical. Lineage: Eukaryota; Apicomplexa; Aconoidasida; Piroplasmida; Babesiidae. The coding region runs from base 1 to 5337 and encodes 1778 amino acids. The transcript has a single exon. The record is from RefSeq and is a predicted model, not a curated record.